AUGAAAAAUAACAAUAUCACAAAGAAGCUACGAGUUUCUUCUUCAGAUAGUGACGUAACUGUUGAUUUACAAACCGAUUCACCCAACAGCAUCUAUGACAACGAUGACCAAACUGAGUGUGGGGAAAUCUACAUAACCACUACAAGCCAAGAAGACUGGUUGCAGUGCGUUUCUUGCCACAGAUGGCUCCAUGAAGGUUGCACGAAUGAAGCUGUCGAAUAUCUAUAUUCAGAAGAAAUCGAGGCUGUCAUCGUAGCUUUACCGCCUGAAGUGGAUGAGCUUACCGAUGAAGAUGAUCUCAACGAUGACGAUCUGGAUGUACCUGUUGUAUCGGAUGUUGCAGCACAAACAAAAAUAAACUUGCCUUUCGUUGAUGAAGACGAUAAUAAUGUUCCUUUAUCGGUUUUUACCAGACAAGGGCCAUCAACGUGA
Psylliodes chrysocephalus is the source of this 432-nucleotide messenger RNA. NCBI's taxonomy places the organism in Eukaryota, Metazoa, Arthropoda, Insecta, Coleoptera, Chrysomelidae. The record is from the annotation of a GenBank genome assembly.